UUUAAAAGAUUGAGACCCGGAAAUGUGCCCCCUGAUAUUUAGCUCCCAGGUCCACCUUCCUCGCAUGGGUCUCUAAAUGCAGUUGUGGAAACUGCCCAAACUUCAGACACAGCCUUUACUAUACUGUUCUUUGCAGUACGCGCUUUGGUGAGCUCUGUAACUGUCUCAGCCCGUCCGCUGAAUGCACGUUCACGAGUUUUCCCACGAUGGAGGAUAUAUCCUGGGUGCCUCCAUCUUUCCAAAUACUGAAUAGAGGCGGUGGCUAUAUUUCUGGGAUCGUGAACUCAGAAGGAGAAUUGGGGACCCUGUUGGAGAACCACAAAAGAGCCACACGCACUUCUUUCAACAAGUGGUAAUGUAAUGUCUGACACUGUGAAAGACUCAAGCAAACUGAGACACCUGUGGCAAGUGGAGGACUACUCUGAAGAUACCCCCCUUUGUGUUACAAAAAGAGUCAUUCUGACCUGUCAUCAUGGCAAAGCACCUUGUAGAAGACCUUCUACAGCAAAGCAGGAGCCUUCUCUGGAGCAUGCCUGUAAGAAAAAGAGGAUCCGGAAAGGGAAGAAAUUGGACUGUCCAGCAAAACUAUUUAUUCGACACGUGAAGAGGUAUGACACAUUUAGUGUCAAAGGAGAUGCCUCCAGAGCCAGAAAAGAAGAUGCCAUGAAGAGGCUAAAGCAAGAAUUGGCCCAAAGAAACCCACCAACCUCGACAUUUAUCCAUGUCAAAAUUCCACUAUUGGAAGCUCACCAAAACCACACCAUUGAGUUAGGAUGUUGCUAUUCACAACAUAUACGCCCUAAAGUGAGGGGCGAAAUCCAGGAGAUGGCAGGACUGGGAAUAACCUCUGUCGCAUUUGUGAAUAGAGCCUCGAAGCAAAAUGUGUUGAUAGACCUGUGCAAAUCCCAUAAAGAAGACCAGACCUACUUCCCAGUGAAACAACAAAUCUCUAAGUUGGAGUUAGAACCUUUUGGCAGAGAAGAAGAGGUGUAUUCAACCGGUGGAGAGCAGGUAGUAGCAGGAAACUGCGAUGAUGACACUUUUUCACCACCUCUUCCAGGCCUGCAGCUGGGUGAAACUCACAGUAACUCGGAAGACACAAUAGCAAGUCAAGAGGUAACAAGCCAUCCGAAUGGAGCAGCUCGCAAAGAGAGAAAAAAGCUACUGAAGGAACUAAAUGGCAUAAGGAGGUUGUCCAACAUGUGUACGGAUACGGCUAAACUGGCAAAACUGAAAGCUGGGAUCAAGGCUCUCCAUGGCAAGUUUAAGAACUCCUUAAAGAAACAACCAUUGUCACCAGCAGCUUCUGCGCGCACACAAACACCAAACCGUGAAAAACAAGACACCAACACAACUGCGCUGCCACUCACAAAGACUGUACAAAGGGGCAGUAGAGACCAUGAAUACUGAAGCAAGCAUUGGCCAGAUUCUUCAAGACUGAAGAAACAGAAAAUGACUGAAGCCGACAUGAUUUAAGACAGAAAGACGUCAUAUGCAAGGUGUUUGUAAGACUGUUUUUCAAAUACUUAUCCAGAGAAGUAAGAGCCUGGGUUUUGUUAUGUCACUAUAUGACUAGAAGCAGACAGAAAUUUUCAAGUGAUUUUAUUUCCAUUCACAGAAUUACAUCUUGGAAUCAGGAGUCCUUUAUAACCUACAGACUACAGAAUCAGAAGGGUGUGGCAGCCCUCUGCACAUACACUUAAAAAGGCUGAUUAACAAGUUAAAUAUAUAUUAAGUUCUAAUUACCAUGUGUCAUCUGCAGUGUCAAAAUAAAAUAUACAUAUAUCCUUAUAAUAAAGUGCCUACAUGGUGCAUGCUCCUUUUUCCACCAACAAACCAGUAAUGAGCAAAAAUAUUCUCUCAAAGCAGAAAAUAUAGAAUUCCAUUUGUUUUGACAAGGAGACCUUAAAAAAUUAAAAAAGCCUUCAGUGAUCAAAUAUUUUGUAAACAAUUGCAACUUGGAACAGCUGAACUUAGUGUGUGCAGUUUUGAUAUUCCAUACUCGUUUUGCCCCAAAGAAACAUACCUUCAGUUCUUCAUUACAACAAACAGACUAUGUGCCAGUUGACAUGGGCCCAAAAAAUGCAAGAUGUGUUCUACAAUAUUUUUCCUGUUUCAUUCCAAAUCACAGGAUUUUUCAGAUUUAACAAACUGGAGAAGACCAACAGUUUUCACAUUUGAAAUCCUACUUAAAUUCUACUAAAAGCAAAGUGUUCCCAUCCCAGAAUGAAUUUGACUGAGUUUAUCAUGGAACUAUGGGUAGUGUCAUCUCGGGGAUGUCAGAAGAGCUUCAGGUAAAAGCAGAGGAAGACUCAGAUUAAGGUGUGAAUGGAGUCACUGUUGUUGUGGAUGCUUGUACUGAUGGAGGUCUAGUUGAUGCAGUCCAUGAUGUGGAUCUGCAGGGAGUCCAGGUCUGGCAGGAUCUCGUUGCACUUGGGACAGGCGUGUUCGGGAAUAUUCCCCUGAUGUUGCCAGUCAGUCCCUGAGAGUCAAAGACACUGGUCACAACCUGAACAUGCUGGACAGAUGUUCCAGUUACACUGAACUAAGACGUUAAACCAUGAUGUAUGUUGCAACAAAUUCCACCAAUAGCAUGUUGAAUGUUAUACUGUAUAGAUGGUGAAAGGAAUAGAUCAGCAUUUGAGAAAUCUGCUUAUUCACUUGCUGAGAAUUAGAGAAGAUUGAUGCGACUCUCAUGUUUGCACACUAAAUAUGAUACUAGAGCCAGAAGCUGGUUAUCUUAGCUUAGCAUAAAGAGUGGACGUGGAGGGAAACAGCUAGCCUGGCUCUCCGAAAAGGCAAAAAAGAAAUUGCUUACCAGAACACUAAUCAGCAAGUUUGUCAAAUUCAUACAAAAACUGAAAUGCAUGGACACAAAUUUGCAGUUUUAUGUGCAGUUACGUGCUGGAAAUAUUUCUUGGCAUGACCAGUGACUUCCUCCAGUCUUUCCAUCCAGACAUGCCAUAUGUGGAGCCCUUGUUGGCAACCUCCACAGUGACAGGGAGUGACAGGGCCAGCCAAGAAAAGGUAUUUCCCUUUGUCUUUAUGCUAGCCUAAGCUAACUGUCUCCUGUCAAACUGUUGAAAUGCUAAUCUACUCUUUUAGGGCUCAAUUAAUCAAUUCAAGACAUUGAACUUGUACAUAGCCUGACAGAAGUGUGCCUGGAAGGCUACACUCAGGACAUAAAAACAAGCACGCGUACCCCUUCCAACCAGAGCAGCGCCGGCUCCGAGUGGAUUCCCUCCCAGUGGCACAUGUCUUCUCUGCAUCUCAUUCAGUGACCGCCUGUGGAGAAGCACCAGAAAAAGAGUUGCAGAAAAGAACUGGGUCCCUGCUGACAAAGGGUUUCACACAUCUGAGUCAGAGUGUUGUACUAAUGUGUCAACUUCACAGUUAUCUUGCAGAAUGUGUUUCCCAGUGUGUGCCUUGUAGCACACAGUGCUGUAUAAAAUACACAAAGCCUCCUAUUAGUUUUUGAUAAUUGGAUAUUUCUUUGUGACCACAGGGAGAGAAUAAAGAAUCA
This is a messenger RNA of Chelmon rostratus (copperband butterflyfish), 3523 nucleotides long. RefSeq lists its product as uncharacterized. The record is from RefSeq and is a predicted model, not a curated record. The transcript is spliced from 6 exons. Gene Ontology annotation, molecular function: DNA-binding transcription factor activity. The coding region runs from base 361 to 1410 and encodes 349 amino acids. NCBI's taxonomy places the organism in Eukaryota, Metazoa, Chordata, Actinopteri, Chaetodontiformes, Chaetodontidae.